Molecule: messenger RNA, 650 nt
Organism: Eutrema salsugineum
Lineage: Eukaryota; Viridiplantae; Streptophyta; Magnoliopsida; Brassicales; Brassicaceae
Exons: 3
Coding region: 1-618 (205 amino acids)
Source: RefSeq, a predicted model, not a curated record
AUGAGUCCAAAGCACAAUUUUAUUGGUGAAAAUGCAGCUAUGUAUCAGCAGUUGGGUGAGAAAGGGAGCGAGAUGGAGAACGAAGAACACAGGAAGAAGAAGUGGGACGAGUUGCAGAGUUUCCCAGAAGACAAAAGGAAGCCAGGUGUUGAAUCUCAAGGAAAGAAGGUCUCUGUCCAAGGCGCUUUGCUGGUAGCGUUGGAUUCUGUGUUAUUUGCCUCGUCAGGGGAUCCUCGGGAGGUUGCUCAGCCUGGUGAUUCUCAGUCAAAUUCUGUUUCUAUAUCGGAUCCGAUCAGUUCUUCAAAGGUUCAAUGCCCUACGGAUGCUAGCAUUUUUUAUGUCAGUCCGCCUCCAAUCUACAAGAUUGCUUCGGGUAUUGGUGAGAAGUCUCUUUUUAUCCCAGCUAGAAACCUUGUUGCCUCGAAGCAGCUGCUUAUUCAUUCCUCCCCCCUAAAUUCUUCUCAUAACAUGUAUGGUGCCUUGGAGUCUCAUGAGACGCCCACUAUCCCUUCUGUAGAAGUGGCUACACCCCUUGUCAAGAGUAAGCCUACGAUUCCUUCAUCUUCUUCAAACAAGAACAAGAAGAAGCAAAAGAGCGCUUGUGGAAAUGCAUGCUGAGGAAAUAAAUAAGAACCAAGUUUUGUCCUCCA